Molecule: messenger RNA, 1619 nt
Organism: Fopius arisanus
Lineage: Eukaryota; Metazoa; Arthropoda; Insecta; Hymenoptera; Braconidae
Product: mannose-6-phosphate isomerase
Biological process (GO): GDP-mannose biosynthetic process; carbohydrate metabolic process
Cellular component (GO): cytosol
Molecular function (GO): mannose-6-phosphate isomerase activity; zinc ion binding
Source: RefSeq, a predicted model, not a curated record
CGUAUGUUGCCAACACACAGAAUCAACAACCGCAACACGAGUUUCUUAAAAAUAUAUCCCCUCCCACAAUCUGGAAUUUUGUAUUCUGAGAAUAAAAAAAAAUCAUUCUAGAUGUUGUGGAGGAAGUGAGUGGGGCUGUAUUCGGGUGGCGAGAGGAUUUAGUCGACGGCGGAAACAAUUCAAAUUUCAAAGAUUACUGGAAAUUAAAAUGGAGCUGAAAUACACGACUCAGAAUUACGAUUGGGGAAUGAAGGGGAUGACUAGCUGUGUGGCAAGAUUACUUAAGGGAUCGAGCCCGGAUGCCGAAGUGGAGGAUGAAAAAACUUACUCUGAACUUUGGAUGGGGACUCACCAGAAUGGGCCUUCUUUCAUCAAAGAAACUGGCAAGAGUCUGAGGGAAUUCGUCGCAGAAAAUAAAGAAGUCUUGGGAGAAGCUGUUAGGAAGAGCUUCGGGGAUGAUCUACCGUUCCUUUUUAAGGUCCUGUCGGUGCGAAAGGCUCUGUCCCUUCAGGCCCAUCCUGAUAAAGAAAGGGCGGAGGCUCUCCACAAACUCUACCCUGAAAUCUAUAAAGAUCCGAAUCACAAACCUGAAAUGCCGAUAGCAUUGACGCCCUUCGAGGCCCUGUGCGGCUUCCGUCCAUUCUCCGAGAUCCAGAAUUUCUUGAAAACAAUCCCUGAGCUUUCCACAGUGAUCGGGGAAGAGACAACGAAGAAUUUAAUCGAGUCUGACGAGGCAAACUCGAAGGCUCAUCUACAAAAGUGCCUGAAUGGACUGCUCACUCAUCCACCUGACUCCACUGCCGAGAAGUUGAAGAGUUUUCUUGAUAGAUUAUCACAGAUGGACGAAUCUGGUAGAGAUGCACUGAAUGCCAGAGUUAUUGAGAAACUGUACGGAGAUUUUCCAGGAGACGUUGGCUGUUUUGGACUUUAUUUCUUCAACUACGUCAUUCUUCAACCUGGGGAGGCACUUUAUCUCGGUGCUAAUGAACCCCAUGCCUAUAUAUCCGGUGACUGCAUGGAGAUCAUGUCUUGUUCGGAUAACGUAGUCAGAGCUGGAUUGACUCCAAAAUUGAAGGAUGUCCCCACAUUGAUCGAGAUGUUGACUUACAAUUGUGAGCCCGCCGAAUCAAAAAAGUACAAAGCAAUCAAAGAGGACGAUUUCACGGAAGUUUUCAGACCGCCAAUUAAAGAUUUCGCUGUCGCGAAGAUCGAACUCCCUCCUGGCACCCCAUCAUACCAACUGCCUCCACGAACUUCAGCUGGAAUAUUAAUAAUAAUCGAAGGCUCAGUGGAAUUGAACUCUCAAGUCUACGCCUCAGGCUCUGUCCUAUUCAUCAAAGCAAAUGAUCAAUUGAACUUGAAUAUUCUGACGAAGGGCGGUAGCACUCUCAUGUUCGAGGGCUUCGCCAACGUUUGACGAAGUCAGAAACAAAACAUUCAGUCAUAAUCCAUAAAAAAUACGUUUAUCCAAUUUUUAAUUAAUCAGCUAAGUAAAGUAAAAAAAUUCUAUUAACAUCACGAGCUUCCAUUUUCCCAUGAGAAAAAUCCGAAGAGAUGGUGAGGAAGAUGGAAUACUAGCUGGAGUCGUCUGAUGCCUCCUUCGGUGCCUCGGGGGGCUU